AUGGCCACCAGGCACAUGGCUCCUUCCACUAAGGAAUAUCGACUCAAAAUAGCAAAGAAUCGUGUUGAUCAUCCUGGUAUGAAGCUCAAGGAUCGUCUUGAGCUGAAAUAUCCCAGAAACAGCUCUGGUCUAUUUACUACCGGUGACGGCAGUAGUAAGGGAUUUCCCAAAUCCCCUUCGAAAAUAGGUGACGGCGAUGAGAUUGUGUUGGUUUCCGGUUCCAAUCACAAGAACACCAAACGCAAAGCGGGCUGUGGUGGCGCAGCUUCCAAGAAGGGCGAUGUCAAAACUGAUAAGAAGCCGAAAAUUGAAGAUGAUAGCAGUUCGGACGGUUUGGACCCACCACCUCGCUCGGCGGCCAAGGCUUUAGAUAAGAAGCCAAGAAUCGAGGUUGAAAUUAAUUCAGACGGUUUUAUGCCUCCUCCCGACAAGUUUUGUUAUCUUGAAGAUGGGGCGUGUUCUGAAAUGUCAUAUGACGAAGAUGAUAUCGUACCCGACACCGAUGAGCUAGAGGUCCUCCAUGAGCACGAGGCUCAAUUGGAUGACUUUGUGAGGCAAUGUGGAGUCACCGCCAGUUUCAUUCGCAUCCGCAACAUACUCCGCAACUCGGAAAUCACGUCGUGGACUGACUUGGUCCCCAGUGUCAAGAUGACUUUGGAAACGUUGAAGGGUCAUGGAAUUCCCCAUGACCUUGCUGGUCGCAUGUUGGAAUUAGCCCAACACAAACAUACCGAGAAAGAGGCUCCUCGUGUAUUAGAUACUGUGAUCGAGGCUCCAGAAGCUAACGACCACGGAAAACCGCAAUAG
Messenger RNA from Melampsora larici-populina 98AG31, 807 nucleotides. RefSeq lists its product as uncharacterized. Bases 1 to 807 code for a protein of 268 amino acids. The record is from RefSeq and is a predicted model, not a curated record. The transcript is spliced from 6 exons. Lineage: Eukaryota; Fungi; Basidiomycota; Pucciniomycetes; Pucciniales; Melampsoraceae.